AUGGACGCAGAGAUUCAUGGGGCCCAUACCGAGCCGGACAUUGACUACGUUCUCGUGGACUUUGAGCCACUACACAAGCAACGCUGGCGCACUAACACCCUGCGUCUCGUGUGUGCAGAGUUUCCUCCCUACACGACGUGCAAAUGGCACCAGCAUCUAAAAUACGGAAUCUACGUGGUGAUGGCACCGCUUGAUGUGAUCGAGCAGCCUUACGGCCAACAGCCGCGACCAUUAGUCCAGGAAAAAGGUGCCGUGUUCUGUCGCGACCAUACGAAAGAUAAGUUGAUUCACAUCGCGACUACGAGAGAGCUGCCUGCGUUUCUCAUUGAAAUUGAACUUCUCAAAGAGAAGGCUGACAUCAUUCCAAAUGGCCAGUUGCCGCUACACGCUGGUGCAGGUAUCGAGCUACUUGCCGACGAGCCGGAAUGUCGUGUGUACCGCAUCACAUUGCACGUCAAAGACCACGCAAGUCCCGCACUUUCACUCAACCUGCCGACUGAAGCUGUGUUGUUAGCGCUGGACGACUGCGAAGCACAAGUGACCACAACGAUCAACGACGAGGAAAUCACGUACAGUGUUUCACUGAAAAUCGGGGGCGAUGUGCACAUGAGCCCUGGCGCGUGCACCGUCAAAGUCGUAUCUGCAUCGGUCGAGAAGAUGCACUUUGUCUUGGCUGAGGUUUAUUAG
This is a messenger RNA of Hyaloperonospora brassicae, 687 nucleotides long. Lineage: Eukaryota; Oomycota; Peronosporomycetes; Peronosporales; Peronosporaceae. The record is from the annotation of a GenBank genome assembly.